This is a messenger RNA of Cryphonectria parasitica EP155, 399 nucleotides long. RefSeq lists its product as uncharacterized. The record is from RefSeq and is a predicted model, not a curated record. Lineage: Eukaryota; Fungi; Ascomycota; Sordariomycetes; Diaporthales; Cryphonectriaceae. The transcript has 2 exons. Bases 1 to 399 code for a protein of 132 amino acids.
AUGCCGGCACCCAAAGUUCUACCAGAAUACGUCUACAAGAUCGUCGACUCGGAGCCUCCGUCUCCCAUCCCGGACGUUUUCCCGCCGUCGGAGCUGGACCGGCAGGAUGGCUUCAUCCAUCUGAGCACUGCCCGGCAGGUGACCGGCCUAUUCUUCGCCACCCACACCACCCUAUGGCUCAUCAAAAUCCGCCUCGCACCACUCACUUCCUCCUCCUCCACCACCACAACAACAAACACAAUCAAAUGGGACGACCCCCCAAACGAUAACGAUGGCUGCCCCCACCUAUAUGGCACCUUUGGCGCAGCGGAUGUCGACUCUGUCGAGAAGUUUGAGAGGGUGGGAGGGGAGGAGGCGGGGUGGAAGGAGGUGUUUGGUGCGUCGAAGUGGUUGGAAUAG